CUUGGGUCUACACAAUCUGUCAACCAAAAACGCUUACUACUACUACUACUACUAAAAAUGCCCCCUCAAGAGCCUUCAUCCCAUCAGCCCAAUUCUUUAUUCUUGUAUAUUCUUCCCCAAAAAUCGUCUCUCAAACUUACGACAAUUCGAACAAAGUCUUCAUUAAAAAUGAACCUUACCAAGAGAAAAUUAAUCCUCCUCCUUGUUUUUGUCCUUGUUGGUGCCUCCCUCCUUAGAGUACUUAAAAUCACCAUUAGUACUUCAUAUUUUCCGACUUCGGAAAUGGAUCAAAAUACAGGCAAUCAUCCGAGUCCAGCAUAUGGUAACAAAAUAUUAUCUGAAAAGGAACUGCAGUUUCUAUCUGAUAUAGUUUUGCAAAAGUCUCCGUGUAAUCUUCUUGUAUUUGGGCUUGAAGAUCAAUACCUUAAGUUACCAUUCAUUAAUAAAGGCGGUUCUACUGUUUUUCUAGAGGACAAGCCGGAAAAACUUAUCAAAAUGAAUGGUAAUGUGGACGGGACACGAGUUUUCAGGAUCAGGUACAAAACUUCUGCAAAGGAAGCAUAUAAGUUGCUAAAGCAUGCAAGAACACACCCGAGCUGUUCCUUAAGGUCCGGGAUCAGAAUGCUGACUUCCAAAUGUAAGAUUGCAUUAAACGGCUUUCCUAAGGAAGUGCUUAAGACUAAGUGGGAUAUAAUUGUUGUGGAUGGGCCAGGUGGGGACGGGCCGGAUUCACCAGGAAGAAUGGGUGCUAUAUAUAUGGCUGGUGUCCUUGCACGAGCCGGAAACAAUGGGACUAAUGUGGUUGUACAUGAUGUUGAUCGAACGAUUGAGAAGUGGUUUUCUUGGGAGUUUUUGAGUGAAAAGAACCUGGUUUCUUCUAAGGGGAAGUUUUGGAAUUUCAGGAUAGCUCAAAAACAGAAACUGGGUUCUUUAACAUCUUGAACUACCUAUAUAUUAGCAUUUAAUCGAUUUUCUUUUGUUUCCCAUUUACUUUCAAGGUAAUUGCAUGCUAGCUAAAUGAUAAUAGUUGGCAGAUGUAAAUUUGAACAAGGAUUGUUCCGAGGGUAAACACGAAACUCUAAAUGUA
Erigeron canadensis is the source of this 1087-nucleotide messenger RNA. Its product is annotated as probable methyltransferase At1g27930. The record is from RefSeq and is a predicted model, not a curated record. Gene Ontology annotation, biological process: xylan biosynthetic process. The coding region runs from base 58 to 942 and encodes 294 amino acids. The transcript has a single exon. Lineage: Eukaryota; Viridiplantae; Streptophyta; Magnoliopsida; Asterales; Asteraceae.